CUGUGCAGAGAAAACUUAACAUCUUUCAAUAUCCUUAUUCGUUUUUUGCCACAUUUUAAAAAGUAAAUAAAAGCAAAAUUAUUAUUUUCCUUUUUGUGCCAAAAAUAUAUUGUUUUGUGAUAAAUAAAAUGUAAAUAAAUUAGAGCUGCUUAGCUGCUCAACUUUUAAAGAUAAAAAAACAAUAUAGCUAAGUGAGAAAUGAUGUCGGAGAAGGUCUCUGAAGAUAUCGGUAAUUGCGUACGUCAAAACAUUCCAUGGGCAUCCGUACCGAUUCAUUUGAAGCAAGUUCUCCAUAACAAUCAGCUCGACUAUGAAAAGUAUGUUUUCAAUUAUAGUCUAAAGAAUCAGUUACGUUUUCGUGGUAAUCUCGUAUCAAAAGUUUUCCGACAUGAGCAACGUUACUACGAAUUGCUGGUGCAAAAGAGCAUCAAUGGACUGUUACUUUUUCCAUAUCAUUUAGCUGACAUUAUAACGAAAGGACUGCGCGUUACGCCAUUUAACUAUUAUCUUGAUUUAGUGAGUCAAUUGCUACGAAAUGAUAAGUCAUAUGAUACGCUACCAAAUUUCACAGCUGCAGAUUGCCUGCGUAUUUUGGGCAUUGGACGCAAUGAGUAUUUAUCACUGAUAAGCGAUUUGAAAACACAUACAACACGUGCACUUCUCUUUAGUACCAAGCCGAAUCCAUUGGAUUUUUUGCCCCGAUUUCCCGUACGUGUAUGCAUUGAACCAUGGUGGCGCAUCGAAGUAGGCUAUGUAUUGGAAGCGGACAUACGAUUUGUAACUACAGCAGAACGUAGUCUUAUUGAUGAUCUCAUCGAUUUUGGCUCACAAACCGCAGGAAAAUGCGACUACGCCGUUGUGCACAGUUUAUAUCGAAAAGGUCUCAUCUAUUUAGAUAUACCCAUAUCAGGAGAGGAUCGCAUCAGUAUACCACCGCUACGUAAUUUUGUAAUGAAUCGUACUAGUGGCGAUCACUUUGAGAACUUACUCUAUAAAAUUUUCGUUAGCGCGGAUGAAUAUAUGACUAUUUCGGAAUUGGCACAAAUGUUGCAAGUCGAUUUGGAUUCAGUCAAGCAAGCCGUGUCCCUACUCUGCCGUUUAGGUUUCUCACGUCGCAAAGAACCAGUCGGUGAUAGUCCCAGUAUUGAUGUAAAGUAUCAUGCCAGUUGGGAACAAUACCAAUUGGAACAAUCCACAUCACGUGAACCACCACAAAUAACUCCACUCAAUUAUAACAACUUCAUUACAUCGGAGGCAACGGCAGAACGCGCUGAAGCUGCACAAUAUAGCCCAGUUUUAGUAAAGCCACAAGAUAAGGACAACAGCUCCAUUGGUUAUCUUUCAUCGGAUGGAAAUACGAGUGAUUUCAGUUUUGCUAAUAUGCCCUCACCAUCCCCACAAGCAAUGCAAACUGAUAGUGACGUACACAACCAUUCCGAGGAGCAAGAACUCAGCUCUGAAUUGGAUGAUUUAAGUGAGAGUACCACAAAAUUAAGUAUCAAAGAGUUGCCAACAACACCUAAAGGUGAAGGCAAUUUACCGAGUGUGUCAGAGAAAACAGGUAAACGUGUUGGAUUUCUCUUCGAUUCCACACUAACGGCAUUUUUAAUGAUGGGCAAUCUAUCGCCGGGUUUAAAAAAUCAUGCCGUCACUAUGUUUGAGGUGGGCAAACUAUGUGAGGAAAGUAUCGACUCAUUUUUAGCAGAGCUAGAAAAAGUUUCGCUCUUAGAUGCCGAAGGUGAAGGUGAUGUUUCUAGGUAUUUUGCGCAUGCAGUAAUUUUGAGAUCGACCAUAUGCUCGUUGCGACAUUUAGUGCCAGGUGGUCUAGAUUUAUUACGUCUUGAAUGUUUGGAGUGCUUGGAUCAGAAAACACGCGAUCGUGUACUCGAAAAGAAAUAUAAAUUUGUCAUAUCUGCCACUCCGUUAACUGCUACACUCUCACAUAUCUUCAGCAUUCCAUUUUUUGGGCAAUACUACAGAGGUUCUGAUAGCUCUCAUAUGUGGACAAAGCUAUUUUAUAAUCAUAUAACAGGCUAUGGUCCUCCAAGUCUUUUCCUAUCUCGAGGCACUGUACUUAAAACACUUCCACGUAUAUUUCUUGGUUACGGAAAGUUGCUUGUAAAUAUACUACAUUCCGACUCAUAUGUUUUGAACUCUGAGAAUUUUCGCAAUCUAAACGAUCAGUUGAAAAAUGGCUGCAUUCUCGUGCAGGGUUAUGGCAUACGACAACCUGGUGAAUUGCGCUAUGAAGCCUUCCCCUUCAAUGCAGAAGAUCCACGCCAAUUAGAAUGGAUCAAUCAUAAAGCUGUACAACAACUAACGAAAUAUUUAGAUCUAGAACACAAUUGUGGAUUUAUUACAUUUCUUAAUACGGGCGUACCAGAUAUUGGAUGCGAGUCAUUUGAUUUGCACGUACAUCUUAAACACCCCAAAAGCAAAACUAAGUCAGUGAAUGUGCCAAAGAGUAUUGCAACAGCUCCAACAGUGUCAAAUGCCCUUGCUAGUACAACUGCACCAAUAACCGUAUCAACAGUAACACAGCCACAGGAUCUACUAUCACCAGCAGAUGGCUCUGAAGUGACCAGUUUUGCGCGUCUGAAUGCUUCACCGCUCAGCGGCAGCCAACUUAAGAGUCCAGAUGAGAAUUAUUUUGCGAUUAGUCCACAAAAUGGUUCACCAUCCAAUGUCUACACUUCAGUCGACUGCAACGAAUUAUUGGCAUCAGAGUUAGCCAAAUGUGAUGCCGAUUCAGCGGCAACGCAUACCAAAAACGAAUUGGUAUCUCAGAGUUCGGUGGAAAUACCUAUCAUCGAUACGGCAUUAAACAGCAAUAAAGGAGCGCUCUUGGAAAGUAUUGAUAAUUUAAGCGAAGAGACAACCUCAGAGGCAUGGACUAUAUUGGAUGUGAAUUUUGGUGUGCCACUCUUCGAUGUCGAUUGCAAUACACGUAUCUGUGAGCAAAUUGUACGCAAACUGCAUCUAGAUGAUAAUCUGCAGGUGCUGCCGGGUAGAGCGGAGCAAAUGAAUGAGACCUUCUUGAAAUUCGUUAAGCAGUGUAUGUAUUUUGAGGAGGAGCCGAACAUCGAGCAAUUAAAGAUUGGAAAAGUCUUGCCAUAUCCACGCAAAAAUUUGGCUUUCGAAAAUGGGCGAGUUUGCUACUGGGGUGGCAGAUAAGCGCUUGAAACUACAAAAUAUAUAAUAUGUAUGUAGGCUGGGUUAUGCAAAUGGAAAAUUUGAAGAAAAGAAUAAUGAGAAGGCAAUAUCAAAUAAGUUUGCUGUAUUAUAUACAUAUAUU
Messenger RNA from Bactrocera neohumeralis, 3295 nucleotides. RefSeq names its product protein FAM91A1. The record is from RefSeq and is a predicted model, not a curated record. Lineage: Eukaryota; Metazoa; Arthropoda; Insecta; Diptera; Tephritidae. The transcript is spliced from 2 exons. The coding region runs from base 199 to 3174 and encodes 991 amino acids.